Trichomycterus rosablanca is the source of this 1984-nucleotide messenger RNA. It is a transcript of the gene mmp17a, whose product is annotated as matrix metallopeptidase 17a. Bases 38 to 1708 code for a protein of 556 amino acids. Gene Ontology annotation, biological process: extracellular matrix organization; collagen catabolic process; proteolysis. The transcript is spliced from 10 exons. Gene Ontology annotation, molecular function: zinc ion binding; metalloendopeptidase activity. NCBI's taxonomy places the organism in Eukaryota, Metazoa, Chordata, Actinopteri, Siluriformes, Trichomycteridae. Gene Ontology annotation, cellular component: extracellular matrix. The record is from RefSeq and is a predicted model, not a curated record.
GCAGGUUCAGGCUGCACCCUCUGUUAACAACGAGCAGAUGGACAUGGGGGUGGACUGGCUGAGUAAGUUCGGCUACCUCCCACCGGCUGACCCUGUGACCGGGCAGCUGCAAACCAAGGAGGCGCUAACUAAAGCUAUUAAAGCUAUGCAGAGAUUCGGAGGCCUGGAAGAGACUGGAAUACUUGAUCAGGCAACCCUCGGCCUUAUGAAGACGCCACGCUGUUCCCUGCCAGACAUAUCUGAGCCAGAGACGGCAGCUGGAAGGAGAAGACGAGCCCUGGCACCUCUAAAGAAGUGGACUAAGAGACACCUUUCCUGGAGGGUGCGAACAUUUCCAAAGGAGUCGGCUGUCCUGGGCAGGGAAACGGUCCGAGCCCUGAUGUACUACGCGCUGAAGGUGUGGAGUGACAUCACACCGCUUAACUUUCAUGAAGUGGCGGGUAACAAGGCAGACAUUCAGAUAGACUUCACCAAAGCGGAUCAUAACGAUGGCUACCCGUUUGACGGGCCCGGUGGUACGGUGGCACAUGCGUUUUUUCCCGGGGAACGCUUCACGGCAGGGGACACGCACUUUGAUGACGACGAAGCCUGGACCUUCCGGUCUCCAGAUUCUCAUGGCAUGGAUCUGUUCGCCGUGGCAGUGCAUGAGUUCGGUCACGCCAUAGGACUCGCCCACACGUCAGCCAUGGAGUCCAUCAUGCGGCCGUACUACCAGGGGCCGGUGGGAGACCCGCUCAAGUACGACCUCCCGUACGAGGACAAGGUCCGUGUCUGGCAGCUUUACGGUGUACGAGACUCGGUUUCAUACACAGCUCGUCCAGAUGGACUGUCUAACACCGAUGAUCCACCAGUUCUGUUGGACCUGCCAGACAACAAAUCCACAGUGCCGCCGGCACGCGAUGCCCCUGACAGAUGCACCAGUCACUUUGAUGCAGUGGCCCAGAUACGAGGGGAGGCCUUCUUUUUCAAAGGGAAGUAUUUUUGGCGACUGACCAGAGAUAAGCACCUGGUGUCGCUAAGGCCGGCUCAGAUUCAUCGCUUCUGGAGGGGUCUGCCAGCCAACCUGGACGGCAUAGAUGCUGUAUAUGAGAGACCAGGGGAUCAUAAGAUCAUCUUCUUUAAAGGAGACAAGUACUGGAUAUUCAAGGACAACAUCGGAGAAGAAGGCUACCCUCGCCUGAUCAGUGAUUUCGGCCUGCCCAUGGAGGGUGUAGACGCUGUCUUCGUCUGGCUACACAACGACAAGACGUACUUCUUUAAGGACACUCGCUACUGGCGCUACGAUGACCACCUACGGCGCAUGGACCAGGGCUACCCGAAGGACAUGGCGUUAUGGAAAGGCAUUCCUGCUCAGCUGGACGACGCCAUGCGCUGGUCUGAUGGUGCCUCAUACUUCUUCAAGGGCAAGGAGUACUGGCGAGUAGCGGGCAGCGAUAUGGAGGUGGAGUCCGGGUACCCACGCUCCAUAGGCAAAGACUGGCUAGUCUGCAAGGACAUGCAGUCAGACUCUCCAGAGACACGGAAUAACGAAACGAGCAUGCUCAUGCCCGGGCAGCACCACGCGGACCACGCUGACAACGGCUACGAGGUGUGUUCCUGCACCUCGGACUCUAGCUCGCCUGCCAGCCCCCGGCUACAGCUGGCACCCAGCUGGCUGCUAAUGCUCGUCUGGAUGCUCUCACAGAUGCUUAGAUGUGCAACACUCUGAUAGCAGGAAUGCCACAGGCCUGCAUUUAAAUGGACACGGACAGUAUAAGUGGGCACACUGUGGCUUGUGAGUUCAGACGGCAGAAGGUGAAUUCACACUCCAAGGACUUACUUGCUUUCUUGCUUUAAGGAUUUUGAUUUAAUUCUGUUAUUUGUUUUUCUUUUUUACUAAAACUGGAACUGUGUAUUAUUAUUAUUAUUAUUAUUGCUAUGAUUUUAUGUGCCUCAAAUAUGUUAGUUUCAAGCACUUUGUGUUAAUUUUAUGUCUAACUGCUUU